CGGCCCCGCAGGCUCGCCGCCGCCAUCUUUGUUAGGGGCAGCGGGGCCUGGCGUCUGGAGAUGCCGAAGUCGUGCGCGGCCAGGCAGUGCUGCAACCGCUACAGCAGCCGCAGGAAGCAGCUCACCUUCCACCGGUUCCCGUUCAGCCGCCCGGAGCUGCUGAAGGAAUGGGUGCUGAACAUUGGCCGGGGCAACUUCAAGCCCAAGCAGCACACGGUCAUCUGCUCCGAGCACUUCCGACCCGAGUGCUUCAGUGCCUUUGGAAACCGCAAAAACCUGAAGCAGAAUGCCGUGCCCACGGUGUUCGCCUUUCAGGACGCCGCACAGGUGUACUGAGUCCCGGAGUGCGGGUGUCACCCGGGCACCUCUUCGGACCCGGAAGGCAAAGCGGCGGUGGAGCAAAGAGCAAGGCCGCCAGGUCCCUGCGCUGCUCGAUCGUCCUGGCAGCGAGAGGCAAGGCUGUUACAGGGCUGGUGAGGGAGAGCACGGACCCGGCAGGCGGGGCUGCAUAUGCAGACGGUCGCAAGGAGGAGGUCAUCCCUGAGGUGGGGCGGGCAGAGUGCGGCCUGGGGAGGACGGACGGCGCCCUCGAAGCGCCGCCCCCGAAUGCUGGCGGUCCCACUGAGCAGGUCCUGCCGCCGAGACCGCAGGGAACCCCGGUCCCCAGGCAGCCGGCUGGCCCCGCGCAGCCGUCCGAUCACAGCUAUGCCCUCUUGGACUUAGACGCCCUAAAAAACAAACUCUUCGUGACUCUGAGGGAGAACGAAAAGCUCCGAAAGCGCUUGCGGGCCCAGAGGCUGGCGAUCCAGAGGCUGUCGGGCCGCCUGCGGGCCCACAGGCCGGGACAGCUGGGAUCCCGGGCCAGGCUGCGGCUGGAGCCAGAGAUGAGCCGCGCAGCCAGGUUUUCUCGUCCGAGCCUCGGGGCUCGGACCAUGGACCCCGCUCUCCCGCCGCUGACACGUCAAGGGACCGUGAGGCGGGCCAGGCACACCCCCGCCACCUCGGGGGACGUGUAGCUGCAUCGGCUGGGACAGGACAGAUCCGGGAGUGUGUGGAACUGGGUCCUUCCGGAGGUGACUGGGGCAGCUGGCUUUUCUUGGAGAGCUGGGCGGGGGUCCUCAACCACAGCGUCAGGUGGUGACCUGGCCAGUGUGGGGUUGCAGCGCAUUUCCUUGAGGGGCAGCCGGGCCAGGGAAGGACAUGAGAACGGGUGACAGUGGCGCCCAGGCGGCAGGAGGGAUACACUGUCGCCUGGAUGGCGGGCUCAGAGCGGUGGAGCCCCCCAUCCCGGCCUGCUGUGAGCGACAGACCGAAUAAAGUGUCUUCCUCCACUGCA
Mustela lutreola (European mink) is the source of this 1336-nucleotide messenger RNA. It is a transcript of the gene THAP3, whose product is annotated as THAP domain containing 3. NCBI's taxonomy places the organism in Eukaryota, Metazoa, Chordata, Mammalia, Carnivora, Mustelidae. The coding region runs from base 168 to 1016 and encodes 282 amino acids. The transcript has 6 exons. The record is from RefSeq and is a predicted model, not a curated record.